AUGGUCCUUAGCGCGCUGAUGAGUGCAGCUUCAGUGCCGUGGAGCUCCCUGGUAUGCGGCACCCUCGGCUUUGUGCUUCUAUGGCAGGCUAGCCGGUUGGUAGAUUUGCUGUGGUGGCACCCACGGCGGCUUGAGCGUGCCUUGCGCGCCCAGGGUCUUCGCGGCACGUCGUACCGCUUCGUCAUCGGGGAUAUGAUGGACUAUCGGCGUCGGCGCAAGGAGGCGCAAUCGAGGUCGAUGCCGCUGCGCUGCCACAGCAUAGCCCCCCUCGUCGCGCCGCUCCUCUGCGACAUUGUCCGCGAGCAUGGCAAGACGUGUAUGUCUUGGUAUGCUAUGUACCCCAAGGUGACCAUACACGACCCUGACUUGGCCAAGGAAGUGUUGUCCAACAAAUUCGGCCACUUUGAAAAGGUCAGGUUUCCGCCGCUGUCCAGGCUGCUUGCCGCAGGCCUGGCGGAACACGAGGGCGAGAAAUGGGUCAAGCAUAGGAGAAUCCUUAACCCUGCGUUCCAUCUCGAGAAGCUCAAGCUCAUGCUGCCAGCGUUGUCCACAAGCUGCGAAGAGCUUGUCAAUAGAUGGACGCAGUCCCUUGGCUCAGAUGGUACCUAUGAGUUGGAUGUCUUCCCGGAGUUCCGAAGACUCACUGGAGAUGUCAUUUCUCGCACCGCAUUUGGCAGUAACUACCUUGAAGGUGCCAGGGUUUUCCAGCUGCAAUCCGAGCAAGUUGAACGCAUUGCCGGGGCUUGGAAGAUUGGCAUUCCCGGUUACUUGUCCUUGCCCACCAAAAAUAAUAGAAAGAUGCAUCAAAAUAAUAGUGAAAUCGAAUCCAUUCUACAUGGUUUAAUUGGAAAAAGAAUGCAAGCUAUGCAAGAAGGAGAAAAUAUCAAAGAUGACUUGCUCGGCUUGAUGCUUGAGUCAAACAUGAGGACCUCAGAUGACAAUGGCCAAUCCAUCUCAGGAAUGACCAUUAAAGAGGUCAUGGAGGAAUGCAAGUUGUUCUAUCUUGCAGGGACAGAAACAACAUCAAUACUGCUCACAUGGACAAUGAUCGUACUAAGUAUGCAUCCAGAGUGGCAGGACCGUGCCAGGGAGGAGGCCAUUGGCUUAUUUGGAAAAAACAAACUUGAGUAUGAAGGCAUUAACCGACUCAAAACAGUGACCAUGAUUCUUUACGAGGUACUUCGGCUGUACUCGCCUGCUGUCGCAUUCUUCCGUAAAACGUACAAGGAGAUAAAGAUUGGAGGCAUCACAUACCCCGCCGGUGUUCUCAUUGAGCUUCCCCUAUUGUUAAUGAACCAUGACCCGGUUAUAUGGGGAAGAGACGCACAUGAGUUCAAGCCGGAGAGGUUCACCAACGGGAUCUUCCACGCGUCCAAGAAUCCUGGUGCAUUCCUGCCAUUUAGUUGGGGGCCACGUAUCUGCAUUGCCCAACAAUUCGCCCUUCUUGAGGCUAAGAUGGCGUUUUGCAUGAUCCUUCAAUGCUUUGAGUUUGAGCUCGCACCGUCAUACACUCAUGCAGUAAAUAACAUUAGACUGAUGCGCCCACUGCAUGGCGCACAAAUCAAGCUCACGGCAAUUUGA
Messenger RNA from Triticum turgidum subsp. durum (durum wheat), 1581 nucleotides. The record is from the annotation of a GenBank genome assembly. Lineage: Eukaryota; Viridiplantae; Streptophyta; Magnoliopsida; Poales; Poaceae.